This is a messenger RNA of Paramecium octaurelia, 6372 nucleotides long. The record is from the annotation of a GenBank genome assembly. Lineage: Eukaryota; Ciliophora; Oligohymenophorea; Peniculida; Parameciidae.
AUGAAUAAUGAAGAUUUGGAGCGAAUAACAUUCUCAAAGUAAUUUCGAUCUAAUUACAUAGUCAAACAUCAAUUUAGGGAACUGCUCAUUUCAGGAACAGGCUUGGAAUUGAUAAAUUUGAAAAUAUUAAAUUGAAUAAGCAAUUAAAAAGUCAAAGCUUUAACACUUAUGGAAGUGGUACACCGAAAGCAAGGAAGGCAAAAAAAACUAAAACAAAUAUUAUUUUAAGGAAUGAAGAAAAUGUAUUUGGAAGCAGAUUUGAUAAUGAUAAUUUAUCAAGAAAGGAUAUCUCUUCUGUUAAGAUGACAUUUGGUGCCAAAUCUGAUAAAGUUAAGUAGGACAGCACUAAAUAGGUAUUUGAUUGGUAUGAGUUUAGAUAAUUUAACAAAUAAAUGAAAAAGUAUAGAAGCAAAAAUACAAGUUUGCGUAAGAGAAAAUGAAAUGUAGAACUGAGAAGACCAUUAACAAUAGUGAUAAUUAAUUCUAUAAGAUGAACAAAAAGUAUGAAAAAAUUAAGCAAAAAAUGGAAUAAAUUUAUUUAGUCGAUUUAUAUAAAAUAUAUGGAUAUCAAAGGUUGAAAUAUGAAUUGAAUGUAAUUUAUUAUUUAAAUAGAUUUAUCAAGAUAAUUAUAGUUUUUUGGAACUAAGAAAAAUCAUAGUCAAAUUUAUCUAUGGAAUCCUCAUUAUUUUAAAUCACUUGCAAAGAACCAUAUUUUACAAAAUAUUUAUGUCAAUCAUAAUAUUGGUCAAUCUUGUGAUUUUUGUAUCUAAAAUCUUAUCCUUAGAUGAUGAUAAGUUUGUAGUUUACGAAAUAAGUAUAAUUAUAUAAUUAAAAUUAGUGGUAAUUUAUAUCUACAUUGUUGAUUAAUUAUUCCGAAUACUCUCAAAAGGAAUAAUAGGGCACAAACAUGCAUAUUUCAGAGUUGUCAAAAACUGGUUUGACCUAAUUCUAACAGUCUUAUAAAUUAAUACUACAUUAAUUCAUAAUAUAGAAUCCGUAGAUUUUUCGCCAUUGAGAUUAAUUACAUUACUUUUGUAUUUGGGAGAUUUUGUACCAGGUAUUUAUACUUUCAAAAUAGGAUUGAAAAUUAUGUUGAAAUCCCUUGGUAAAUCAUUUAAAUACCUGAUCGAAGCUCUAAUCAUUGUCAUUAUUUUUGGACUAUUUUUUGCAACCCUCGGCUAGAGUCUUUUUCAUGGCCUAAUAAAUUAUAGGUGUCUACCAAGACAAUAUGAUUCUUUAGACGAUUAACCCUGGAUUUCAUGCAGGAUCACUUCCUGCCCUGAUGAUUUAGUUUGUCAAUACGUUUAAUCAGGGCCAAAUAUCCCAACAUCUUUUAAUAAUAUAUUUUCAUCUUAUGCAUAAGUCUUAAGAACAAUUACAAUGGAUGAUUGGACUUGGGUCAUGUAUUUUACCCUCAAAAGCUAUGGUACUUAUAUCUGGGUGUAUUAUCUAUUGAUCAUCUUUUUUGGUGGUUUCUUUGGCUUUAAUUUAGUCAUUGCUGUUUUAAAAAUUCAUUAUAGUUAAUAGACAAAUUAAAAAUUAAAUCAACUUGAAGAAGAUGAUUAACAUCAACAAGAGGAGAAAUUAAAUUUGCAGGUCCUCAAACAAAAUGGAUUGUAUCACCCUAUAUUACAAUAUAAAAUGUAUUUGAAAGGGGACCAUUAAUUAUUAAAUAAAAGUUUCUGCUCUUUGGCCUCUAGUUUAUCAGAAUAACCUCGUAUCCUAUCAGGAAAACACUAUUCAAAAUAUGAAAACAAUUAUCAGUUUUUAAAGCAAUUUUCAUUGAAAACUUUAUUGCUACCUAAAUUCUUAGAUAUUAGAAAAUAUUAGAAUUUGCUUUAGGAUUUGUAUGAUAAUUUGAUGGAGAAGCCUGAUAUCAAUAUGUAGUGUUUGACUCAUAAUGAAUUUACAAGAUAUUGGGCAAAUGCAAAGAAUGUGGAGUACUUUUCAAAUAGCGCUUCUGAUGUUAAGCAUAUCAAAUCAGAAAUCAGUUAGAAGAUGCUGGCUUAACAAAGAGUUUUAUAGUUUAGAUAUCAUACAAAACCAAAAAAUCUAAUGAAAAACUAAAAAGAAUCCAAAGUAUUUCCAACAUUUAAGAGUUCAAGACUGAAAGAUAAAAUAGCAUCCUUUGCUUCGAGCGGGAUUACAUUAAUGGAUAUUCAUCAUCAUCAAUCUAGAGCCACAUCCCAAUUAUAAACUAUGUCCAUCCAUCCUAAUAAUAACUUACUGAUUUCCACUUAAAUUAAGAAGAAUACGAAUACAUUUAUUUUGCAUAAAGAGAAAGAAAUCUAUGUCAAAAUAUAUGGAUUCUAUCAUAAUUAUAAAGCAGUGUCAGAGUUGAUCAACAAGAAAAUACAAAUUAGAAUUGCAGAUGAGAUAAAAGAUUAUGAAGAGAAAUAUUUAUAGAUAAGAAUGUCAGAAAUGCAGACCGGAAUUAUUGAGUCCAAAAACUGUUCCAUCUCUAGUGUUAUUAAUAAUUAUUAACAUAAAAACAUUAUUAAGCAUUCGUUAAAUCAUGUUGACUAUUUGAUUUGGUUGUUGGGAAUCAGAGGAAAAAUUAUAAUUAUUAGGAAGAUUACAUUUAUUAUUAUUACUAAUAAAUUUACCAAUUUCUUUGUAGAUUGUGUAAUUCUAAUAAACUUUUUAUGUUUAAGUUUGAUAGGCAUUAUAUCUAAUCAAUUUCUUUCAGUUAUAGAAGAUUUCACUACAAUAGUAGUUUCACUCGAACUAGUCUUAAAGUUAAUCUCUUUUUAAACAUGUAUUAAUUAUGUUUAUGUUUAUAAUAGCAAGAUUAAUUUAAAAAGACUAACUAAUUUUCGAAUCUAUUAUCAUUUUAAUUAAUUUCAGUGAAAUGUCAUUUAGAUAGGUUUUGAACUAAUAAGACAUCAUUGCUCGAUUACUAAGAGGCACAAAAAUUCUACUAUUUCAUAGAUGUUUAAAAUAUAUUAGAAUGGCUGUGCUAAUAGGUUUGAUAGCAAAAAGAACAUUUAAAUAGUAUAUCUAUUUGACAUUUCUAAUGUUUCUAAUGAUUCUUAUUUAUGGUUUGUUGGGUAUGGCUGUUUAUGCAAGUAACUUUGACGAAACAACCUUGCUUGGACAUUUGCAUUCCUAUAAAGACCCUUUAAAGUCUUGGAUGACAGUGUUUAAUAUUAUGACAAAUGAUGAUUGGUAUGGUGUACUAGCAUUAGGAACAAAAGUUAAUUAAGUAUUUGCAUUUAUCUAUUCAUUUUCAAUGAUUCAUUUUCUAAAUUACAUUACUUAUGGUUUGGUGAUGGCCAUAUUGUUGGAUGGCUUUGGGGAGUAUUUAAUAGAGAUUAAGAAAGAUUAAGAUAUUAAGUUCAAAGAUGGAGUAUCAGAGAAACAUGAUUCAGAUUCUGAUGCUGAAGAGAAUGAUAAGGAAAAGGAGAAAGCUACCAAAUCGCUUAAAUAAUUAGCUUAAAACCAAUAAGUUUAGAAGGAUACUUAAUAUUGGUAUCUUUUAGAAUCGAUAUGUAAUAUAUGAUAUGAACAUUAAUAGAAUAGUUAGUGAAAUAGAUAAAAACAAAGAGAAGAAAGAUUUACUUAGGAAUUAAGUGCAAGGAAUCCUUAUUUUGUUUUGAUAAGUUUAAUAAAUAGAGAAUCCUUUGUGUAAAGACGAUUAGAUCGGAGAUCUUCUAUUGGAGUAGAUUGGGAUUCAAUAUAGGAUUUAUCGUUUUAAUAGCAAUAUAAACAUAUCAAGUGGAGUAUAUGGUAAUCGUAGACUCUUUGAUUUUAAUUACUAAUCUAUUAAUCACUUUGUAGACAAUUAUGUUAAUCAUAGCAUUGGGUUUAUUUCAUGAGAAAGGAACUUAUAUACAAGUAUUGAUUAUUAUAACUUUAGCAUAUUUGGUAAAUCACAGACAUAAUGUAUUUAGUAUGUUAUUAUCUAUAAUUGAUAAAUACUGAAAGUAGAAUAUUACAUUUAUUUUUGUACUUAAGAUAUUUAAGACCAUUUAAAUUAUUGUAUUCGUUUAAACCAAUAGUUAAAUUGUAUAAUUCUUUAGUGGCUGCCUUAUAUAAUAUGAGUAACGUAUUGGUAACACUGCUAAUAAUUUGGACAAUGUUUGCAGUAUAUGGUAUGAUACUAUAUUAAAAUAAAUUUGGAUUCUGUGAUGACUUGAUGUAGUUUGAAAUAAAUAAAUAAUAAUGUGAAGAUGAAGGCAGAAGAUGGAUUACUUAUUAGCAUAAUUUUGAUAAUAUUACUGUUGCCUUGCCUACAUUGUUUGUGAUAUCUACAUUUGAUGGUUGGGGAGAGAUCUUACAAGUGGCUGAAAAUUCAAGACCAUCAUAUUAAGGUCCGUCUCCAUUUGCAAAUCAAUUGCCCACUUACAUCUAUUUAACUCUAUUCUGCUUUAUAGGCUCAAUGUUUUUCUUAAGUUUAUUUACUGGUCUAUUGUUCCUAAAUUUAAAGGCAAGUUAAUAGAAAAUAGAGUAUGAUGAUUUAACAGUCUAUCAAUAAGAAUUCAUACAGAUCUCACAAAAAAUCCUUAGGGAUUCUCCUUCAUUUUCAUAGCCUCCGAGAAAUAUAAUUAGAAGAAUAGCCUAAAAAUUAAAUAGCAAUUCCUACUUCUAAUAUUUAUCAUUUCUUAUACUAAUACCAGAUACAAUAAUCUAAAUGUCAUUUUAUUAGGAUAUGGAUGUAGAAGUUGCAUUAGAAUUGAACAAGUACCAUGAGAUAAUAUCAGUCCUAUUCACUUUUUGGGUUAUAGUGUAACUAUUAGAUUAUGGAUUUAAGAGAUUUAUAGAUGAUUAAUGGAGACAAUUCUAUUCAUUUAUAGUCAUAAUUUCGAUGUUUGAACUGAUUGCUACAUAAAAAUAUGAUCUAUUUAAAAUUCAAUUUACAUCUACGAUGUUCACUGAGAAUUACCAGAUUAUAAGAUUAUUGUUUGCUUUAAGGAAUCUUAGAAUUCUAAUAUUAUUUAAAGGAUUUGAUGAUCUCUAAAGAUUGAUCAGAGUAAUGAUUUUCUCAUUUCCAUUUCUGGGAAAGAUAUUAUUUAUUUUGGUUGUAACGACACUAUCAUAUGCUUUGUUAGGAUGCUAAUUAUUUGGACAUAUAGAUAAAGGAGUCAUCAUAGAUUCUUAGAUUAAUUUUUCAACUUUUACGAGUUCUCUAUUGACCUUAUUAAAGUGUGGAUCUUGUGAUAAUUUUAGAAGCAUAAUGACUGAUACAAUGAUCCAUAAUAUCUACUGUUAUGAUGACCCUCGUUAUUGUGGGUCAUAAUUUGCAUAAAUUUACUUCAUUUCCUUUGUUUUUAUAUCAAACUAUGUGCUAUUAAAUUUAUUUGUCUUGGGAUUGAUUGAACAAUUCGAGAAAUUCUUCUAAUCAGAGAAUUCUAUACUUUAAGUAUAUAUUGAAUCGAUUGAUAAAGUAAAAACUGUUUGGUGUAAGUAUUCAUAUCAAAGACAUGGAAAAGCUAUGCAUUAUUUAUAGAUUUGCAAGUUCCUGUUAGAAAUUGGCUAGCCUUUCACUCAUGUCAAAGAUAACAUUUGGGAUGCAGCAAGAUUGGCUGGAUACUUAAAAAUCAGGACUGAUGAUCAAGGCUAUAUCCAAUUUAAUUCUUUGAUUUAUGAAAUAUUCAGAAGAACUUUUAAAUAAUAGGUGUUUAAAUAGGGCUCUGAAGAUUCGAUUAAGAUCAUUAAAAAGUUCAAUAAGGAGAUGCAAAUGAGACUCUUUUAUUUCAGAAGAGACAAAUUGCAAAAACGAUCUUUCAUUGCCACAUAUGUUGAGUUCAAUAGUAAUUUUAGUAUUGCCAGUGAUUAUCUAUCAAUUUUGGUUAUUUUUAAAGCUUGGCAAAACUAUACUAAAUAAUUAAUUAAAAGAUCUAAACUCGAAUAAGAGGACUUUUCUGAUAAUUCCUCAUUUGGACAAGAAGUAUAGUAAUUUAUUUUAUUUAUCAUAUUAGAGAUAUUGAUAUAUUCUCAAGAGUAGAUGAGGAAGAAGAACAAAGUAAAGAAAAUCUAACUAGAAAGAUUCCCUCGAAUCCAAUUAAGUCAAAUCAAUGUUUAACAUUUGAGAGUGAUAACAAUCUCAAUUUUAAGUAACUGGAUUUACCUGUUUACAAUGAUAACGAACACUAUUUAACUCCAAAAAGAGAUGUUUCCAAAAUGACCUCAAAUCUGCUUCAACAAUUGCAAAAACGAACAAUCAUUAAACCUAAAAAAGAUUCAAAUACUCCCUCUUCUAUAAUCAAAUAACCUACGAAAUUAGCAAGAUAUCCAGCAGAAAUAAUAUUCAAUCCACAAAGUAAUCAAAGCAAUUUCAACUAAAGUGCGAAUAACUCUUUUAGAUCAUUUAUAUCGCAUACAGAAUCAUCAUUAUCUUCAAUUGAUGGAAUACCUGGGAUGAUAAUCUGA